UGUCCACACCCUGCAACCAGCCCACAGGAGCCACAGCACCCCGCCCUGUGACAGCGCUCCACGCCGCCUGCCCCGCUCCGCUCCACACCGCCAGCUCCUGCCCUGCUCCCAGCGGCGCCCCUUCUAUGCCAGGAUGUCGGACCCUGAAACUGCCCAGAAUGCCAGCUGCAUGAGCCAGAUCCUCUCCUACUUCAGGACCAGGAAGGGAGCCAUCCUCCUCUCGGAAUCGGUGCUCUGUCUUAUAAUCCUAAUAUGUUUUGCUGCUUCCCGGUCCCCAGGAUACCUAGGAGUUGCCAUCACAGAACUCAUCUUCUGUAUUGUUUUCUAUAUUAUUUUUGCUGUUCAGUUCAAUCAGCAGCUUCAGUUUAUUCACUGGGGCUGGACGGAUUUCCUUCGUGCUGCCAUCGGCUCUGCAUUAUUGAUAAUAACGUCUAUUAUCUCUCUGGUCCGCGGAGGUGAUGGAGCCGCCAUUGCUGGAGCAGUAUUUGGACUUCUCACCGGUAUACUGUUUGCCUACGAUGCGUACACGACAUUCCCCCAGCUUCGGAGGACACACGCUCCAGCGGCAACCGAACCCCAAGAUAGCCCUUAAACCUCAGAGCUACAAAGUUGACAGAGCCCCUCGGUCUCGCUUGCAGAAAGAGCUGCGUUCUCCAUGGAGAUUUGACCUUGAAGGAAAGUCCAGAUCUGAAACACGGAGUCUACUUUACAACGAAUCACAUGAAUACGUGUAUUUAAAACUAGAAGCAU
This is a messenger RNA of Spea bombifrons (plains spadefoot toad), 750 nucleotides long. It is a transcript of the gene PLP2, whose product is annotated as proteolipid protein 2. NCBI's taxonomy places the organism in Eukaryota, Metazoa, Chordata, Amphibia, Anura, Pelobatidae. The transcript has 5 exons. The coding region runs from base 134 to 592 and encodes 152 amino acids. Gene Ontology annotation, cellular component: membrane. The record is from RefSeq and is a predicted model, not a curated record.